Messenger RNA from Drosophila albomicans, 1143 nucleotides. RefSeq names its product carboxypeptidase N subunit 2-like. Gene Ontology annotation, cellular component: extracellular matrix. Gene Ontology annotation, molecular function: protein binding. The record is from RefSeq and is a predicted model, not a curated record. The coding region runs from base 1 to 1143 and encodes 380 amino acids. Lineage: Eukaryota; Metazoa; Arthropoda; Insecta; Diptera; Drosophilidae. The transcript is spliced from 2 exons.
AUGUUGCCGCACAUGCAAGUUCUGAGAGAGCUUUUCCUUGGACAUAAUAAAUUAACCGAUUUCAACUUUAGUGAUUGUUCACGCUUGGAGAAACUUUACCUCAACGACAAUCAACUAACACAGCUGGAUUCCACUUCUUUCCAACAAUUACCCGAAUUAUUGGAGCUGCAGCUGAGUGGAAAUUUGAUUACUGAGAUUGGCGCGUAUACCUUCCAGUCACUGAUAAAACUUCGCACUCUAAAUCUCUCGAGGAAUGCAUUGACUUCACUUCCGGCAGAUGUCUUUAGCUCAUCAACUGAGCAGCAAUUCACAUUGCAACAAAUGGAUCUCUCUCACAACAACAUUAAUGUGCUCUUCGAAAACCAAUUCGAAUUGUUGGGUGGACUCCAGUUGCUGAAUUUAUCUGGCAAUAAAAUUGCCGUUUUGAAGAGUCCUCACUUUGCAGGUCUUACUUCGUUACGCAAUUUGCAUUUGCAGUCAAACGAUAAAAUGGAGCUAAGAGGACACACCUUUGCAACACUCAAGCAACUGGAGACGCUCGACUUGUCCCACAUUGGUCUCGAUAUUCUGGGCCCGCAUCUCUUCGGCUACAAACAGGUGGGCACGGAAGAUGCCUCUGGCUACAUGUCAAUGGCGCACAUGCGUAUACUUAAUCUAAACGGUAACAAAAUCCAGCAUCUGCACACUAGAAGUUUUGCGAGGUUGCCCUUUUUGGAAGAGCUCUCGCUGGCCAACAAUGGACUGCGUUUACUUCCCAUAAGUCUGUUUGCUUCAAUGCAACAACUGCAGAAGCUUAAUUUGAGUCACAAUCAAUUGGCAGAGAUAAGCAGCGAUAUUCUGAAGACUCUGAACAACAUCACCGAUCUGGAUAUUGGCUACAAUCAGCUUACAUUUCUACCUAAUCUGAAUGGGACGUUGCCCCAUUUGCAGAGUAUGACCAUAGAAGGCAAUCCCUGGCAAUGUGCUUGCCUGAUGGAAUUUAAGGAUUGGUUGAGGUCAAGCCAGGUGACAUCUCUACAGGAUGGAAGCGACGAAAAGCCAUUGUGUGUGGAGACAGCUUUGGAUUACUGUGAUCACAACGUGACGAAUGAUCGACGUAACGAUGCUAUGGAAGAGCUGAAGUUUUGGCAAGCAAUCGGAUGA